UUAUUUAUUCGUUAAUUUUUUUUUUGUGAUAAAACCAAAUAUAAUUGGCAAUAAAUUUUUGUCAAUAUUAUCUGUCCACAUUUGACGCUAAAAAUCUGCGUCCAGCGUCAGCAUGAAAUUGCACCUCAAGAUAUUUGAAACACAUAAUUGCUUGGACCACAGCCGCCAAAGGGCUCGAGGGGGCUAGUCGAGAGAACGAGAAUAAUUGAAAUCGAAUCAAGUCGACAUUAACGCUGUCAUCUGUGUUGUGGUGAAAAGAAUUUGGUUUAUUUUCUAGACAAAAAUAAUAAUAGAAAAUUCAAGACAAUAUAAAUUUUCCACAAUAUCAUAGGAGUUGGCAAAUUUACAGAUUAUUGCAAUGACUUUGGAUGGGCUGCCGAAUGAACAAGUGAUAUUUGUGACUGGAGGGUAUGACCAUGCCAUUAAAAUAUGGCAAGCUCAUACCGGAGUAUGUCAACGGACCGCACAGCACACCGACUCUCAAGUAAAUGCCCUGGAUAUAACGCCGGACAAACACUUAGUUGCUGCUGCUGGAUAUCAGCAUAUUCGUAUGUACGACUUGGGAUCUAGCAAUCCCAAUCCUGUCAUCAAUUAUGAUGGUGUUUCCAAAAAUGUAACCGGGCUCGGCUUUCAGGAAGAUGGAAAAUGGAUGUAUACUGGCGGAGAAGAUUGUUCUGCAAAAAUUUGGGAUCUCAGGUCUAGAGAUCUACAAUGUCAAAGAAUCUUUCAAGUGUCUGCACCGGUAAAUUGUGUAUGUCUCCAUCCUAAUCAAGCAGAAUUAAUAGUCGGUGAUCAGAGUGGCGUGAUACAUUUAUGGGAUCUUCGCUCCGAUCAUAACGAGCAAUUGAUACCAGAGGCAGAGGCAUCUAUUCAGGAUAUAGCGAUAGAUCCGGAAGGGACUCAUAUGGCUGCCGUUAAUAAUAAGGGAAGUUGUUAUAUAUGGGCACUAACAGGUGGUGUAGGAGAAGAACCGACUAGAUUAAAUCCCAGAAAAAAGCUGGACACGCAUAAGCGUUACGCACUCAGGUGUCGAUUCAGUCCCGACUCUUCGCUUCUAGUCACAACAUCCGCCGAUCAGACAGCUAGAGUAUGGGAGACUACAGACUUCACAGAAACACAAGUUUUGAAACACGAAGCAAAAAGAUGGGUGUGGGACGCAGCAUUCAGCGCAGAUUCUCAGUACAUAUUCACAGCAUCCUCGGAUGGCGUUGCCAGAUUAUGGAAUGUGUCAACCGGAGCUGUCGAACGUGAGUACCAAGGCCAUCAGAAGGCUAUCACAGCGCUGGCAUUUCGAGAUCAAGUUCGUCCAUCCUCGUAAAUCAACGGUUACAAAGUAUAUCGCUUAAACUUCAUUGUUAUUAUAUUAUUCAUAUUUAUACAUACACAGAGAGAUUAAACAUUACGGCAAUCUA
Athalia rosae (coleseed sawfly) is the source of this 1412-nucleotide messenger RNA. RefSeq names its product target of rapamycin complex subunit lst8 (gene Lst8). Lineage: Eukaryota; Metazoa; Arthropoda; Insecta; Hymenoptera; Athaliidae. Gene Ontology annotation, cellular component: TORC2 complex; TORC1 complex. Gene Ontology annotation, molecular function: protein binding. The transcript is spliced from 8 exons. Bases 359 to 1318 code for a protein of 319 amino acids. The record is from RefSeq and is a predicted model, not a curated record. Gene Ontology annotation, biological process: TOR signaling; regulation of actin cytoskeleton organization.